UACCAGCAUGUGUACCACCAGUGUACCCUCCAAGAUUUGGUCAUGGUUGGGCUUGUAUUCCCCUGAUGCCAUCUUCUGGGAGGGCCAGCCUUGACAGCAAAUCCCGAUCCAUUGCUUCUGCAGAAGGAAACGCUUCAAUUAUUUCUGCCUAUUCUUGUUCUUGUCUAUGCUAUUGUCAUUUAAGUACAUUUUUUCAAUUUAUUGCAGGUUAACAACUUUAAAUCGAUGGAUACAGAUGCAAUCAAAUCUCCAUAGAGUGUCUGAAUCCGCUGCCACCUGAAGAUGCAUAGUUGAAGUUGGAAAAUCCAAAGCUGAGUCCAGAUUUGCUAUUAAGCGUUCUUUUGAGCCUGACAACGAUACAGAGUGAGAAGAGGAAGACAAAGGCCAUGUUGUAGUCGGAAGUCAUGUAUCUACAUCUGUUUCAGAGUCUGAUGCACAAAAUCAUGGCUCUUCAGAAUUCUUACAAAGUGCUCAGAAGUUUGAAAAUGUGGACCUGGAAAAGGCAGUUUUUCUUUCAUUGGAUUGGGAGAACGAAGGACCAUAUCAAGAAGCUGUUGAAAGAUUAAUAGGUGAAGGAAAAUAUAUGGAUGCUCUUGCUUUAUCUGAUCGUUGUUUAUGUGGUGGGGCUUCUGAUUGGUUGCUACAGUUGCUAGUUGAAAGAGGUGAAGAAAAUCAUUUAGCCACUGACUUGCCACAUGGUUAUGGUAUACAUAGCGUAUGGAGCAAUAGUUGGCAAUAUUGUUUUGAGAUUGAAAGAUAAGCAACUGGCCGCCAGACUUGCUCUCAAAUAUCUUCAUAGAUGGGAGCUUAAUGCUGCGAUGGAUGUUCUCACCAUGUGCAUUUGCCAUCUUCCACAGGGUGAUCCUCUUAGGAGUGAGGCCAUCCUAGCACGACAAGCUUUGCAGAGAUAUAGUCACAUACUGUGUGCAGAUGACAGAUAUAACAGCUGGCAGGAGGUUGAAGCUGAUUGCAAGGAAGAUCCUGAAGGUCUUGCUUUGAGAUUGGCUGGCAAGGGUGCUGUUUCUGCAGCCUUAGAAGUAGUUGAAAGUGCCAAUUUAUCUAUAGAUUUGCGGAGAGAGUUGCGGGGCAGGCAACUUGUUGAGCUGCUUACUGCUGAUCCUGUCAGUGGUGGCGGUCCGGUAGAGGCUUCAAGAUCCUUUCAUCAUUCCAUGAAGCUAAUGAUGCUCUGCCAGUUGCUAUGGGUGCCAUGCAACAACUUCCUAACUUGCGGUCAAAGCAACUUCUUGUAUAUCUCCAUGUCUUUGUCUAUAAUUUCUUCCAUUGACAGAUGUGGGAGCUGAAAGAACUGGCUGUUUCUUGAUAUUUUCUUAAGCCCACUAUUGUCCAUUUUUAAAGGUGCACUUUUUUCUUGAAGAGGCGUGAUGGAAAUAUGUCACACGCUGAAAUCUCCCAGCUUAAUGCUUGGGCUCUGGGUCUACAUGUUCUUGCUGCUUUGCCUUUGCCUUGGCAGCAACGUUGUUCUGCGUUACAUGAGCAGCCUCUGUUGAUCUUAGAAGUCCUAUUUAUGUGUAAACAGUUAGAUUCUGCUUCUCAGAUCAUGAAAGAGUUUCCUUCACUUAGGGACAACAAUCUGAUUCUUGCAUAUGCGGCUAAAGCCAUUGCCGUUAACAUGAAUCCUCCUGUUAGCGAACAACGUGCCCCUAUGGUGGUUCCCAGAACAAAGCAGAAAACACAAACGGGCAUGCCUGCAAAAUCAAAUUUUAGUCACAGCCUCAGCAACUUGCAGAAAGAAGCUCGCCGUGCAUAGGAGAUU
Nymphaea colorata (pocket water lily) is the source of this 1774-nucleotide messenger RNA. RefSeq lists its product as uncharacterized. Lineage: Eukaryota; Viridiplantae; Streptophyta; Magnoliopsida; Nymphaeales; Nymphaeaceae. The record is from RefSeq and is a predicted model, not a curated record. The coding region runs from base 696 to 1301 and encodes 201 amino acids. The transcript is spliced from 6 exons.